This is a messenger RNA of Aspergillus ruber CBS 135680, 1504 nucleotides long. RefSeq names its product glucan 1,3-beta-glucosidase (gene exg1). Gene Ontology annotation, molecular function: glucan exo-1,3-beta-glucosidase activity. The transcript is spliced from 3 exons. Gene Ontology annotation, biological process: glucan catabolic process. Lineage: Eukaryota; Fungi; Ascomycota; Eurotiomycetes; Eurotiales; Aspergillaceae. Gene Ontology annotation, cellular component: cell surface; extracellular region. The coding region runs from base 1 to 1251 and encodes 416 amino acids. The record is from RefSeq and is a predicted model, not a curated record.
AUGUUUACUAAACUCUCGCAUAAGGCUCUUUUUACGCUGUCUGCUUUAGCAGCAGUGGUAGGUGCUAUCCCUCUCGGUGUUGACGAAAUUCAUGCACCCUCGGUUAAUUACGACGUUGACAAGAUCCGCGGUGUGAAUAUUGGCGGUUGGCUCGUGCUAGAACCAUGGAUCACUCCAGCAAUAUUCGAGGAAGUAGGGGACGCAGCCGUUGACGAGUGGACACUCACGGAGGUUCUGGGCAAGGAAAAAGCUAGGGACAGACUUUUGGAGCAUUGGGAGGGCUUUGUCGGCCAGGAUGACUUUGAGGAAAUUGCCGCAGCUGGAUUGACUCACGUCAGAAUCCCUGUUGGCUACUGGGCUGUCAUCCCGCUCAACGAUGAUGAGCCCUACGUCAAUGGCCAGCUGGACUUUCUUGACCAAGCGGUUUUCUGGGCUCAGUCUGCUGGUCUCCAAGUAAUUAUCGAUCUCCAUGGAGCUCCGGGCUCUCAGAACGGAUUUGACAACAGCGGCCGCAAAGGCCCUGUUCAAUGGCAACAAGGAGACACUGUUGACCGGACAACCGCCGCGAUUCAGGGAUUGAUUGAUCGAUACUAUGAAUACCCCAAUGUCAUAUUCGAGGCUCUCAACGAACCCAGCAUCCCCGGUGGUGUGGACAGGAACCUUUUGAGCCAGUACUACGGCGACUUCGAGCAGAGAAUUCAUGAAGCAACGCCGGAUGCUACUUUGGUCUUGCACGACGGGUUCAACCCAGUGGACAGCUGGAAUGGUUUUUUGUCCGAGGACAACGUGGUUAUUGACAACCAUCAUUAUGAAGUUUUCGAUAACUCGCUUCUGACAAAAGACGUCAACACGCAUGUCCAAAACGUCUGCGCGCACAGCUCUGGACAGCUCCAGAAGUCCGACAAGUGGGCUAUCGUAGGUGAAUGGACUGGUGCCAUGACCGACUGCGCGAAAUACCUCAACGGCAAGGGAGUCGGCGCUCGCUACGACGGUACCAUGUCCGCUGACUUCAGUGCCGGUUCAUGCGAUGGCAAGUCUGUUGGUACUGUGGCCGACUUCUCCGACGAAGACAAAGCAAAUACCCGUCGCUUCAUUGAAGGUCAACUGGACGCUUGGGAGCAAAAUAGUGGCUGGGUGUUCUGGACCUGGAAGACUGAGAGUGCUCCUGAAUGGGACAUGAGGCAGUUGCUUGCCGAGGGUGUGUUCCCUCAACCUCUGGAUGACCGACAGUUCCCUGGCCAAUGCGACUAAGCGGAGUGGGCUCCAUAUCUUCUAUUCUUUUACAUCUCCGGCCUUUUUUUGGUUGUUUCUUUCAUGGCAGUAUACGCCUAUUAUUACUUAUUACUAGUGCUUUUUUAUUUCCCGGGGCUUGAUUUUGGGUAUUAUUUUGCUUUAAUCGUGAUAGACAAUAGACAUGCGGUCGAUCCAUUAUUUCCAUUAUUUCAUAUCUGUAGGGGUAUGUGUUAUAUGCAAUCGACAUUACCCAUCAUUUAACAAAUGCAGC